AUGGACUACUCAAAGUACCAGUAUGGCUAUCCUCCAGGCUACACAGGUCAAUACGCUCAACAAGCACAGUAUCAAAACACACCACCACAGAUAACGAAUCCGUUCGGUGCGCCGCCACCACCGCGAACAGCAGCCGCUGGCGCCGCAAAUCCAAACUACGACCCCGAAUACGAAGCAGCUGUAGCAUCAUGGCAAUCAGCAUAUGCGCCCGCGGACGAGCAAGAUCGAAACAGGAGAGGCAUGAAGCCCGACAAAGCUGGUAAUCCCAACUUAGCACCCAUAGGCACGAGGCCACAAGCAGGUGUCGUGGAAGCCGUGAAUGAUGCCAAGCCUAAGUCGCUAGAAGAGAAGAAGUUGACCGUGGUACGGAAAGGUGGAGGCCAGCAGUGGGAAGAUCAGUCACUACUCGAGUGGGACCCAACGCAAUUUCGACUCAUGGUCGGCAACCUAGCAGGCGAAGUCACAGACGAGUCGCUCGCCAAAGCGUUUGCAAACUACGGCGUCUCGAAAGCGCGAGUAGUCCGCGACAAGCGCACAACAAAAUCGAAAGGCUUUGGAUUCGUGUCGUUCACGGAUGGCGAGCAGGGGUUCAAGGCUGCGAGGGAGAUGGUGGGCAAGUACAUCGGCAGUCAUCCAGUCACGAUCCAGCGCAGUAAGACAGAUCUCACGCCGACCAAGCAGAAGCAGAAUGAUAAGCACAAGGGCAAGAACAACCGGAAUCGUGACAAGUCGGGUGGUAAGGAGGGUGAUCCGCUGCGAGCUCAAACUGGUGCGCAUAUUGAGAAGAAGCCGGUUAUAAAGCCUGGCAUGAAGAUGCUUGGCUGA
Molecule: messenger RNA, 825 nt
Organism: Recurvomyces mirabilis
Lineage: Eukaryota; Fungi; Ascomycota; Dothideomycetes; Mycosphaerellales; Teratosphaeriaceae
Exons: 1
Coding region: 1-825 (274 amino acids)
Molecular function (GO): mRNA binding
Source: RefSeq, a predicted model, not a curated record